GCUUCGAGCGGGAGCAGAGUCUGUCAGGCACCACGGGGUCUCCUGGGCGUGGCAGGGCGGGCUUGGUGGCCACCAAUCAGAGGCCAGGAGGCGCCGCGAGGGGGCCUGCGCAGGCGCACUGGGUCGCCUGGGGCUGAAGGGGCGGGGCUUUGGGAGGACCUGGGCUUCUGUUCAGUUGGUCGCUGGCGGGGAGGAGGACAGGACGGCCACCAUGCAGGCCCCGGACGAUGGCGAGGGCGGCGCAGGGACGCCCAGUGGCCAGCACAGCUCCCAGCUUCCAGAUUGCCAUAGUAGUUCAGGCAGCCCUGAAGGCGAGGGUGGCCCUGGGAAUGAAGGAGCAGUGAUCAAGGCAGCUUUGGCUACUCCCAGGCCUGAUCAGGCACCGCCUGCCCAAGGGCCUGGUGGAGAUGCAGUGCGCAUGGCUGUAGGGCCUGGAAGCGGACCGCUGGAGUUCACGCUCACUGUGACUUUACGAUCCCCCCUGGAGGCAGACAUGGCCCGCAGAUCUCUGAUCCCAGAUGCCCAGCGCCAUCAACACGGCAUUCAGAGAGAAUUUACAGUGAAUGGCAGUGCCCUGGCUAUCAGAUGGACUGCUGCAGACCUUGCUCUCUUCCGAAGCUCCAUCAACUCCUCCCUCGAUCAGCUUUGCCUGGUGAUUCGGAACAUUCGGCGCUUUGUGCCCCCACCUGCCAAAAGCCUGAGGGAGGAAAGGGGGCUGAGGCCUAACUUUGUGUCUCCUACUAGGCAGUGCAUAGGGAAUUCAAACUUAGAGUAAUUACCACUUGGUUAUUUGGCCCUUGGUAUCUUUUGUCACUUGCUUUGCUUCCCAGUUGCUUGAGGAGUGGGAUGCUUAAAGGCUUACUCCUGCAGAAAAUAAAACUGAGCUACUCUCUGGUGUCUCAGUUUCUUUUC
Messenger RNA from Sus scrofa (pig), 912 nucleotides. RefSeq names its product EKC/KEOPS complex subunit LAGE3-like. The record is from RefSeq and is a predicted model, not a curated record. NCBI's taxonomy places the organism in Eukaryota, Metazoa, Chordata, Mammalia, Artiodactyla, Suidae. Gene Ontology annotation, cellular component: EKC/KEOPS complex.